This is a messenger RNA of Macaca mulatta (Rhesus monkey), 2875 nucleotides long. RefSeq names its product phosphatidylinositol glycan anchor biosynthesis class Q (gene PIGQ). Gene Ontology annotation, biological process: GPI anchor biosynthetic process. Gene Ontology annotation, cellular component: endoplasmic reticulum; membrane. The record is from RefSeq and is a predicted model, not a curated record. NCBI's taxonomy places the organism in Eukaryota, Metazoa, Chordata, Mammalia, Primates, Cercopithecidae.
ACCGUCGCGCGGCAACGCGCGGAGCCGGCGGAAGUGGGGCUCGGGUCCCGCGGCUGGGCUGGAGGCACCGAACGCCGUCGUCUGCCCGGGCCCGCCCAACCGGGCUCCCAACCCCAUCCGGACCCUGCCGCCCGAGCGCGCGGCCCCGGGAGCACCCGGUAAACUUUGUAGAUGAAGCACAAGGAAUACACACAAAGAAAGCCCACAGAUCCUGAGCACACAGCUGGGUGAAUUUACCCAAACCUCCCAGCAUGGUGCUCAAGGCCUUCUUCCCCACGUGCUGCGUCUCGGUGGACAGCGGCCUGCUGGUGGGAAGGUGGGUUCCGGAGCACAGCAGCGCCGUGGUCCUGGCGGUCCUGCACUUUCCCUUCAUCCCCAUCCAGGUCAAGCAGCUCCUGGCUCAGGUGCGGCAGGCCAGCCAGGUGGGCGUGGCCGUGCUGGGUACCUGGUGCCACUGCCGGCAGGAGCCCGAGGAGAGCCUGGGCCGCUUCCUGGAGGGCCUGGGUGCCGUCUUCCCCCAUGAGCCCUGGCUGCAGCUGUGCCGGGAGAGAGGCGGCACGUUCUGGAGCUGCGAGGUCACCCACCGGCAAGCGCCCGCUGCCCCCAGUGCCCCUGGUGAGGACCAGGUCAUGCUCAUCUUCUAUGACCAGCGCCAGGUGCUGCUGUCACAGCUACACCCGCCCACCGUCCUGCCCGACCGCCAGGCUGGAGCCACCCCUGCCAGCACGGGGGGCCUGGCUGUGGUCUUUGACACAGUGGCACGCAGUGAGGUCCUCUUCCGCAGCGACCGCUUCGAUGAGGGCCCCGUGCGGCUGAGCCACUGGCAGUCGGAGGGCGUGGAGGCCAGCAUCCUCGUGGAGCUGGCCAGGCGAGCCUCGGGACCCGUCUGUCUGCUGCUGGCCAGCCUGCUGUCACUGGUCUCAGCCAUUGGUGCCUGCCGAGUGUUCAGGCUCUGGCCCCUGUCCUUCCUCGGGAGCAAGCUCUCCACGUGUGAACAGCUCCGGCACCGGCUGGAGCACCUCACACUCAUCUUCAGUACGCGGAAGGCGGAGAACUCUGCCCAGCUGAUGAGGAAGGCCAACACAGUGGCCUCCGUGCUGCUGGACGUGGCCCUGGGCCUCACGCUACUGUCCUGGCUCCACGGGAGAAGCCGCAUUGGGCAUCUGGCCGACGCCCUCGUUCCUGUGGCUGACCACGUGGCCGAGGAGCUCCAGCACCUGCUGCAGUGGCUGAUGGGCGCUCCCGCCGGGCUCAAGAUGAACCGUGCACUGGACCAGGUGCUGGGCCGCUUCUUCCUCUACCACAUCCACCUGUGGAUCAGCUACAUCCACCUCAUGUCCCCCUUCGUCGAGCACAUCCUGUGGCACGUGGGCCUCUCGGCCUGCCUGGGCCUCACGGUGGCCCUGUCCCUGCUCUCGGAUAUCAUCGCCCUCCUCACCUUCCACAUCUACUGCUUCUACGUCUAUGGCGCCAGGCUGUACUGCCUGAAGAUCCACGGUCUGUCCUCGCUCUGGCGUCUGUUCCGGGGGAAGAAGUGGAACGUUCUGCGCCAGCGCGUGGACUCCUGUUCCUAUGACCUGGACCAGCUGUUCAUCGGGACUCUGCUCUUCACCAUCCUGCUCUUCCUCCUGCCAACCACGGCCCUGUACUACCUGGUGUUCACCCUGCUCCGGCUCCUGGUGGUCGCUGUGCAGGGCCUGAUCCAUCUGCUCGUGGACCUCAUCAACUCCCUGCCGCUGUACUCACUGGGUCUUCGGCUCUGCCGGCCCUACAGGCUGGCGGCUGGUGUGAAGUUCCGUGUCCUGCAGCAUGAGGCCGGCAGGCCCCUCCGCCUCCUGAUGCAGAUAAACCCACUGCCCUACAGCCGCGUGAUGCACACCUACCGUCUCCCCAGCUGUGGCUGCCACCCCAAGGACUCCUGGGGUGCCCUGUGCCGCAAGCUGUUCUUUGGGGAGCUCAUCUACCCCUGGAGGCAGAGAGGGGACAAGCAGGACUGAGGGAGCCGGCCGCCGGCUUGCCCAGAACCACUGCACAGCCACGGCCAGCCCUCUGCCAGGGUGGUGCCAGCUCAGCUGGCGCGCGGCCCGUGCUUUGUGGACGCUGCUGUAUGCUCCCGAACACAGCAGGCCCUGCUAUCACACCUUGGGCUUGGAGGUCAUUGGGGGUGAGCAGAUGUGGGGGUGGCCAGCCCAGCUGGCUGCGCUCCAUCACUGGCACUGCCUGCCUUGAGACCCGCUUCCCGCCUGCUGCAGUCACCACGGUGGCGAGCACAGCAGCCCCAGGUGUGCAGAGCACUGCCCCAUGCCCACCCUGCGUACCCAGGUCCAGAGGGCCCGGGCCCUGACUCCCUGAACCACAUGGGGUUUAUUUGCUGAUGUUCCCUGGAGAGGUCGCUUUGUGAAGGAGCUGUCAGCAGGCCGUGGGCAUUGCCAGGCUGCUGUGGGGGUGGGAGCAGCCUUAGUGUCAAGGGCCUGCCCACUGACCCAGCCAUACCUCUCCGUGAGUGGUGCCCCUGCAGCAACAGGCCCUUGGGCCAAAUCUCCUGUCUCCCAUCGUGGGCCUCCCAGGGAAGGCGGAAGCCCUGCUGUGCAGACACGUCUGUGGGCCACGGGUGUGAGCAGCCUGGGAGGGGCUGUGGCACUGAAGCCAAAAGUGCCUGCCAGACAGCACGGCCUGGGUGCGGGGUUCCCUUCAGGAGGGGAGGCUGCAGGUGCCGGCUGGUGAGGGGAUGACGCGCUGUGGGCGGGAGGAGGCAGCGCCCGUCUCAGCAGCACCAGGACCACUCCGGACUCCCUGGCGACCCAGCACUGGGGAAGCCGUCAGCUGCUGUGCAAUAAAACUUGCCCCGUGUUUGGAGCGCAGGCUCCGCCCCGGG